AUGGCUUUGGACGCCUUUCUUAAUGUAUUUAGACGUGGCCUAGCGCCCAGCGAGCCCAGCCAGGCUGCUUAUGAACCAAACAAGGGCAAACUUCAGAGUCGAAUGCUCGACGUUGUCCAGAGAACCUUUGAUCUCGGAUUCACUUCUUUUGGCGGACCACCAGUGCACUUUAGAACCCUUUAUCGGCGAUUUGUGUCGGAUGCAGGUGGAAGGGUGCCAUGGGUUGAUGAGCAAACGUACCAGGAGCUUUUUGCGAUAAGUCAAGCUCUCCCUGGGCCUGGGAGCACAAAGAUGCUCUUCUGCAUAACGAUGAUACAUGCAGGCUUUCUCCCAGCAGUGCUUACCUUUUUCAUAUGGACCCUUCCUGGCGCCAUUGGAAUGUUUGGCCUUGCCCUUGGAGUUGCAAAGUUAGACCAGAAUCUUCCAACUAUGGUAUAUGCCUUUCUUUCUGGUUUAAACGCAUCAACCGUUGGUAUCAUCGCCCUUGCAGCAGUCCAGCUAGCGGAGAAGUCUAUUCAAGAUAGAAUAACCAGAAUUCUGGUUAUUUUUGGUGGAUCUGCUGGCCUGUGCUACCAAGCCAUAUGGUAUUUCCCGAUCCUUAUAUUGAUUGGCGGUUGCACGACCGCAGUAUGGGAUCUGAUCGCUCAACCGAACAUCACAAAGUUGAAACUCAAACUUCGCCGAAGACGCCUAAAUCGCACGGGUGAUGCUGAGGCAGGCAAUGAUAUAGUGGGGGUCCGAUUAAACCAUCCCCACCAGACUUUACCACUACAGCGGCGAAAUAUCCCAGGCAGAAGGGAACAAGAAGCCGAAGGUGAUCAUCCUCGACUUCGAAGUUCAGCUAGCUCAACCAUUGUGCCCGAUAGUCCUAGUACCCUCAUUGGCAGCAUUGAAAGUCAACCUAUGGAUACCCAUUCUCAUUCCUUGCAUAUGAAAUGGGGUAUUCUGAUUAUCGUUUUAUUCUUCGCAAGUUUUAUCGGCAUACUCGUAGUGCGCCAGAGGAUGGAGAAGCCAGCUCUCGACCUUGCCCUUUUCUCCAAUAUGUACCUCGCUGGGACAGUGAUAUUCGGCGGCGGGCCUGUCGUCAUCCCUUUGCUUCGUGAGUAUGUCGUUGGGCCUGGCUGGGUUUCCCCACGAGACUUCCUUAUCGGUUUAGCUCUCAUCCAAGCCUUUCCCGGGCCGAAUUUCAAUUUUGCUAUAUAUCUAGGUGGACUCGCAGUAGCCUCUGUGAACUCUCCAAUAGUUUUAGGCUCUUUCAUGUCAUUCGUUGCGAUAUAUGUGCCUGGUUUAGCCCUGGCUGUGGGGUUCCAGAGUUGUUGGAGUGUCCUGCGGAGAUACCCACUUACAAGUAGCUGUCUUAGGGGAAUGAACUCGGCUGCAGUUGGGCUGGUAUUCACUGCAGUAUAUCGGUUGUGGGAGAUUGGCUAUCUGAGUGCUAAUGCAUCCCAAGGCCAAAGCCUUGGAAUGGAACCCUUUUGGGUGGUCGUGGCGGCUAUAACCUAUGCUGAGAAUGCUUGGUUUAAAGUGCCCCCCGCUAUUGCCAUUGCCAUUGGCGGUAUAUUGGGUCUCUGCUGGUAUGCGGUGGUACAGAAAUAG
This is a messenger RNA of Microsporum canis CBS 113480, 1596 nucleotides long. RefSeq lists its product as hypothetical. Gene Ontology annotation, biological process: chromate transport. The transcript has 5 exons. Bases 1 to 1596 code for a protein of 531 amino acids. NCBI's taxonomy places the organism in Eukaryota, Fungi, Ascomycota, Eurotiomycetes, Onygenales, Arthrodermataceae. The record is from RefSeq and is a predicted model, not a curated record. Gene Ontology annotation, molecular function: chromate transmembrane transporter activity.